Molecule: messenger RNA, 1083 nt
Organism: Peronospora matthiolae
Lineage: Eukaryota; Oomycota; Peronosporomycetes; Peronosporales; Peronosporaceae
Source: the annotation of a GenBank genome assembly
AUGAAUAUGUUGGAUGAUGAAGAUGACCAAAGCUUUCACGCUACGCGUGACGGCCACUCCCAUUUGAGCGAUGUCGAAUGGGAUGCGGCUGAACGGAUGGGUUUAACCAUGGGCAUCCAUGCUGUUAGCGUCAUGCUAGAGGCUCUCAAUAGAGAUGCCCAACAUGCUACUAUCGCCAAGUUCAUUCAAAAUGAACUUGACGCAGAACGCGAGAAAGUAGCCUUGCUCCACCAACAAGGUUCUAAACAAGCAGAGUUGUUGAGAGAACAAGGUGCUCAACAGUUUGAACUGUUGAGACAGCAGCAGGCUGCUGCUGGCGGGUCUAUGCACUCGCGUCGACCCGAGACUUUGAAGAUUGACAUCUCCAAGGCGCGUCGCAUCAACGACGGGGAUAUGAAAGUAGCAUUUGCCCAAUCGAAUUUGGCAGGACGUGCCAAGACUUGGGCACUGGGGCUCAAGUCGCACGACCCAUAUGCGUUUGGGUCGUUGGAAGUCUUCAAGUCGCGGCUCAGACAAACGUUUGAACCGCCUAGAGCUGAGUUCAGAGCUCGAACCGAACUCUUGAAGCUCAAACAGGGUAAGCGUGAUGUGCACGCUUACGCACAACAUAUACGACAUCUCACGAGUUGUAUAAGUUCCAAUCCGGUGGAUGAACACACGCUGGUUUCGGUGUUCAUGCAGGGUCUUGCGGAUGGUCCCGUCAAGACUCACCUGUUCCGGCUUGAACUAGAUUCACUAGAACAAGCCAUUUCCAUUGCGGAGCAGGAAGACUUCAGUAUGAGACAGGCUCGCGCCAGCUCGACAUCAUAUCGUCAACCGAGACGAUAUGACAGCGGAGGUCCAGAGCCGAUGGAACUCUGUUAUGUAGAGAGCGAGAAGGCUCGCUCUACAGACACAAGAAGUUGCAUAAAUGCAACAGAUGUCAAAAGACAGGACACUACGCUUACGAGUGUAGUGCCCCUCGUCCAGUGUCUCGCAACACUGGGCGUAAUGACCAUGAGAAAGGGGCAGGGACGCGGGUCCGCUGUUGGUGCAAAGACGCAACAACGGGAUGGACCGUCAAAAAACGGACAGGAUCAGUAG